Messenger RNA from Scleropages formosus (Asian bonytongue), 1832 nucleotides. It is a transcript of the gene klf12b, whose product is annotated as Kruppel-like factor 12b. Gene Ontology annotation, biological process: regulation of transcription by RNA polymerase II. Gene Ontology annotation, molecular function: DNA-binding transcription factor activity, RNA polymerase II-specific; RNA polymerase II cis-regulatory region sequence-specific DNA binding. The record is from RefSeq and is a predicted model, not a curated record. NCBI's taxonomy places the organism in Eukaryota, Metazoa, Chordata, Actinopteri, Osteoglossiformes, Osteoglossidae. Bases 119 to 1162 code for a protein of 347 amino acids. The transcript has 6 exons.
GAGAGAGGGAGGGAGAGCAAGCGAGAGAGCAAGUCUGAGAGCGAGGGGGAGAGGAGGACUGUAAGGAAAGCCGCUUUCUCCGUUCUGCAGCUCCUGACAAGGCGCCAUUAGGAACAGGAUGUUAAUGCUCGACGGGAUGCCUGCUGUCAGAGUCAAAGCAGAGCCCCUGGAGUCGGAACAAGGGUCCCCCAAAGUGCGCAGCUACCCAGACAUGGAAGCAGUUCCGCUGCUGCUGAGGACAGUGAAACCUGAGCCUCCCGAGGACCUGCUCUCAUCCAGCCAGUUUCAGGCACAAACAGAACCAGUGGACUUGUCCAUCAACAAAGCCCGGACCUCUCCGCCGUCAGGGCCCUUCUCCUCCCGCUCCUCGCCCGUGACAUCUGCCUUCUCCCCGUCGCCAUCGUCAGCCUCCUCCUCACCCCCUACGGUCAUCACCUCAGCACCCCCGGCAUCCUGCGUGCCGCCCCACUCUGGCAUCAGGGGACAGCCGUUUCUGCACAUCAUCCACCCCGUCCCCCCGUCCAGCCCCAUCAACCUGCAAAGCGGGAAACUACAGGGCCGCGUGCAUCGCAUCCCUGUGGUGGUGCAAUCCGUACCUCUCAUGUACACGGCCGUGAGCCCCCCCGGGAGCCGUAGCCCUGCUGUCAUGCUACCUCUGCUGGAGGAUGGGAGGAGUCAAAGUAAAGUAGCGCAAAACGACCCCAACAGCUUGUCGCCAAGACAACCGAAAAGCGACAGCGACGACGACCUUCCAAAUGUGACCCUGGACAGUGUUAACGAAACGGGAUCGACGGCCCUCUCCAUUGCCAGAGCCGUGCAGGACUCCAUGUCCCCGUUCAGCAUCGAGGGCAUGCGCCGCCCGCGGAGGUCCGAGUCCCCCGACUCCAAGAAGAGGCGCAUCCACAGGUGCGACUUUGACGGCUGCAAUAAGGUGUACACAAAGAGCUCGCACCUGAAAGCGCACCGGAGAACACACACAGGUGAGAAGCCAUACAAAUGCACGUGGGACGGCUGCACGUGGAAGUUUGCCCGCUCGGACGAGCUCACGCGACACUACCGCAAGCACACGGGUGUGAAGCCCUUCAAGUGCGCAGACUGCGAGCGCAGCUUCUCGCGCUCCGACCACCUGGCCCUGCACCGCCGCCGCCACAUGCUGGUGUGAGUGGAGUGGAGGGGAGGGGGCGGGCGAACGCCACACAAGGGCACCCGAGGACGAGAUCACGGAGGAGCAGGGCCUCGUCCGUACCUUACGGGUUCAGCAGGCCUGAACCCGGCCCUGUUUGCCCAGCAGCCCCGCCAUGGCCGGGGGGGGUGGGGGGGGGUGGGAGUUGGACAGGAGAACCUCAAGAGGGGAAACAGGGGGUCCACCCCCUCGGGACAGGAGGGGGAUUGGAUGGGACCCUGAAACCACAACCCUCCUUUCCACAUGUGAGAAAGUGGUGGAGCACAGCAUCGUGUGUGUGUGUGUGUGUGUAUGUGUGUGUGUGUGUGCGCGCACACACACACUUAGAGCGCUCUGCUCAGACUCGCCUAUUUGGUACGGCACCACGCUCUGCACUGAUGUCCGACCCAUAAGCAACAGUGUAUUCGGGCUUUUAAAUAGCAUAUGUGUGUGUGGUUUUUUUGUUUCUUUUUCCUUUGUCGUCGGUCAGAAGGCUGCUUUUAUAAUGCGUCUAUAAUGUGAAAGGCCACUGCAGACGGAACCCUCCGCGGACAGCUGUUGCACAACUUCCUGUCCCCACCCCCACCCCUGCACCCACACCUUCCAUGAUGCACCGAACUCCAGCACCCCAAAGGAAGCCAGCACGUUGUUGGAUCUCUCCCCCCCCGGG